GACUGAAGAGAACGUGGAGACCAUGUGCAUUCUUGUGUUUUAUUAUGGGAGAGUGAAUUGGUGCCUUUUGGAUCACAAAACUCCCUCCACUGCCCAGCAUUGUGAGAAUAUCCUACUGGACAUCGUUAGCCCAGGAAAAGACCAAAUUCAAAACUCAAGGAACAAAGGGAAUGUGGAAAUGAAAGAGAGAGGGAGAGAGAGGCUGGCAGAUGUAAUGAGACGCGGUGAAGGUGUACGCAGACUGGCACUCCCACUCCUCCCUUCUGCUCUCCCUGCAGCCCUGGGUGACUCGCAGGCUAACACAAACAGCUUUGCUCCUGCAGCCUGCCCUCUGUCACUGUCAAUUUCAUGAAUUCAAAGGCAAAUUACCAGUGAUUUCUGGGUGCUGGGGCUGACGUUUUUGUGUGUGUAAUUGAAAGAAACUGCAAACAUUUUUAUAUGCUUCCAUCUCAGGAUGCUGCAAUCAGUGUGUCCAGCAAAAUAGAUGAAAAGAGUGUAGAUGUUGGUCCAAUUGGAGAAGAGAAUUCCUGUGGCAUCAUCUGUCAGGCAGAAGCCUGAGGUGACUGGAGAAUGUCUUCCAAGCAAGCCACCUCUCCAUUUGCCUGUGCAGCUGAUGGAGAGGAAGCGAUGACCCAGGAUUUGACCUCAAGGGAAAAGGAAGAGGGUAGUGAUCAACAUGUGGCUCCCCAUCUGCCUCUGCACCCCAUAAUGCACAACAAACCUCACUCUGAGGAGCUACCAACACUUGUCAGUACCAUUCAACAAGAUGCUGACUGGGACAGCGUUCUGUCAUCUCAGCAAAGGAUGGAGUCAGAGAAUAAUAAGUUAUGUUCCCUAUAUUCCCUCCGAAAUACCUCUACCUCACCACAUAAGCCUGACGAAGGGAGUCGGGACCGCGAGAUAAUGACCAGUGUUACUUUUGGAACUCCCGAGCGCCGCAAAGGGAGCCUUGCUGAUGUGGUGGACACACUGAAACAGAAGAAGCUCGAGGAAAUGACUCGGACUGAACAAGAGGAUUCCUCCUGCAUGGAAAAACUACUUUCAAAAGAUUGGAAGGAAAAAAUGGAAAGAUUAAAUACCAGUGAACUUCUUGGAGAAAUUAAAGGUACACCUGAGAGCCUGGCUGAAAAAGAACGGCAGCUCUCCACCAUGAUCACCCAGCUCAUCAGUUUACGGGAGCAGCUCCUGGCAGCACAUGACGAACAGAAAAAACUGGCAGCCUCACAAAUUGAGAAACAACGGCAACAAAUGGAUCUUGCUCGCCAACAGCAAGAACAGAUUGCAAGACAACAGCAGCAACUUCUGCAACAGCAGCACAAAAUCAAUCUCCUGCAGCAACAGAUCCAGCAGGUUCAGGGUCACAUGCCUCCGCUCAUGAUCCCAAUUUUUCCACAUGACCAGCGGACCCUGGCAGCAGCUGCCGCUGCCCAACAGGGAUUCCUCUUUCCCCCUGGGAUAACGUACAAACCAGGUGAUAACUACCCCGUACAGUUCAUUCCAUCAACAAUGGCAGCUGCUGCUGCUUCUGGACUCAGCCCUUUACAGCUCCAGAAGGGUCAUGUCUCCCACCCACAAAUUAACCCAAGGCUAAAGGGCCUAAGUGACCGUUUUGGCAGGAAUUUGGACACCUUUGAACAUGGUGGUGGCCACUCUUACAACCACAAACAAAUUGAGCAGCUCUAUGCAGCUCAGCUGGCCAGCAUGCAGGUGUCACCUGGAGCAAAGAUGCCGUCAACUCCACAGCCACCAAACACAGCAGGGGCAGUGUCACCUACUGGGAUAAAAAAUGAAAAGAGAGGGACCAGCCCUGUAACUCAAGUUAAGGAUGAAGCUGCAGCGCAGCCGCUGAAUCUCUCAUCCCGACCCAAGACAGCUGAGCCCGUGAAGUCCCCAACAUCUCCCACCCAGAGCCUCUUCCCAGCCAGCAAAACCAGCCCUGUCAAUCUGCCAAACAAAAGCAGCAUCCCCAGUCCCAUUGGAGGAAGCUUGGGAAGAGGAUCCUCUUUAGAUAUUCUGUCCAGUCUCAACUCCCCUGCCCUGUUUGGGGAUCAGGACACAGUGAUGAAAGCCAUUCAGGAAGCUCGGAAGAUGCGAGAACAGAUCCAGCGCGAGCAACAGCAACAGCAGCCACAUGGUGUUGAUGGGAAACUGUCCUCCAUGAAUAAUACGGGGCUGAACAACUGCAGGAGUGAAAAGGAAAGAACACGCUUUGAAAAUUUGGGGCCCCAGUUGACAGGAAAGUCAAGUGAAGAUGGAAAGCUGGGCCCAGGUGUCAUCGACCUUACUCGGCCAGAAGAUGCAGAGGGAAGUAAAGCAAUGAAUGGCUCUGCAGCUAAACUACAGCAGUAUUAUUGUUGGCCAACAGGAGGUGCCACUGUGGCCGAAGCCCGAGUCUACAGGGAUGCCCGCGGCCGUGCCAGCAGCGAGCCACACAUCAAGCGACCAAUGAAUGCAUUCAUGGUUUGGGCGAAGGAUGAGAGGAGGAAAAUCCUUCAGGCCUUCCCUGACAUGCAUAACUCCAACAUUAGCAAAAUCUUAGGAUCUCGCUGGAAAUCCAUGUCCAACCAGGAAAAACAACCUUAUUAUGAAGAGCAGGCCCGGCUAAGCAAGAUCCACUUGGAGAAGUACCCAAACUAUAAAUACAAACCCCGACCGAAACGCACCUGCAUUGUUGAUGGCAAAAAGCUCCGGAUAGGGGAGUAUAAGCAACUGAUGCGGUCUCGGAGACAAGAGAUGAGGCAGUUCUUUACUGUGGGGCAGCAGCCUCAGAUUCCCAUCACCACAGGAACAGGUGUUGUGUAUCCUGGUGCUAUUACUAUGGCAACUACCACCCCGUCACCUCAGAUGACAUCUGACUGCUCUAGCACCUCCGCCAGCCCAGAGCCCAGCCUCCCGGUCAUCCAGAGCACUUACGGCGUGAAGACAGACAGCGGGAGCCUAGCUGGGAAUGAGAUGCUGAAUGGAGAAGAUGAAAUGGAAAUAUAUGAUGACUAUGAGGACGAUCCCAAAUCAGACUAUAGCAGUGAAAAUGAAGCCGCCGAGGCUGCCAGUGCCAACUGAGGAGUUUCUGUUUGCAGAAUUUAAAAACUCUGACAUUUCACCCCUUUCCCCACAACAAGAAGUUCUUAAAAAGAGCCCGCAUGCAUUUGUGGCUCCACGAUUACAUCAGCAGAAUGGUCUUAAUUGUUUCCUCAAGUGUGAGAACAGAUUAAGUUUUCCCUGAUUUUUCAUGAACUUGAGUUUUUGUCGUUAUUGUUAUUGUUGUUGUUGUUGUUGUUUUCAUUUAGAUGAAGACAUAUUAAAUAUGAGACACCAGGACUUGAAAACUUAUCUCAACCCAUAGCUGUUUUACAAGUCUUAUAUUUUUGUCUUACCUUUUUUUUUUUUUUCCUUUUGGAUGUUGAUAAAGGUUUAAGUUACUGUUUUAGAUGGGGUUAAACAUUCUCACUCAGGUAUGCUGUGCCGGCCUACAGGUUGUGAAUGUGUUUUUAUUCUGAAUUAUUUUAGAAAACAACUGAGGGUUUCACAUUGUGACACAGGACGAGUCCACGGCGUGUGCAGCUGCAUGCAGAGCAUUUCAGAAGGCCUCAGAAUUCCUUUUUCCAUGUGUAGAGUUAAACUUUGAAUGUGCCAAACUUCUUCCUAACUUUUGACUCUGAAUCUUUUGAAAGUCUUAAAGGAGACACUGCAAAGUCUUAGACAAUCUUUGGCAUCUAAAAGUGAAAUAGCAAACCACACACAUUUUUUUUUUCCAAAAAAUGGUGAAGUACUCAGGAAUCUGGAGAAGAGAUGUUGUAAGGGAUGAGCAAGGUUGCCACAGUGCAUGUACCCAAUUGUGUUUGCCUCUUGAUGUGCCAUCAGGGCGUGACGUGGUAUGACCUACACCCACCGGAGUGAUCGCCACACAGGACAUCGACAUGGUGGUCUCUACGUGAGACCACCUCUCACUACAUCCAUUAUCCCUUUACCUUUAACCCUGACAUUCAGUCUUAACACAUUUUCUCUCUUAAAUAAUUUAUUCAUUCCAGAAUGUCAAGGGUCCAUUUACUAUUUAUUUUUUUAAAAAAAAUGUUGGUGGCAUUAAUUUAAUAAUUCUUGUUUUUCAUCCUCCUUCCCCCGAAGAAUUUUUCAGCCAUUUUCACCUCCCUCUCUUGCUAGAUACAAAAGGUGUGCAUAGUGAUUUUAUGUCCCCAGCGCAUCUGGAAGCAUUUCUGAAACAAGAUACUAUCAAAAGCCCACAUGAUUGUUUUAGACAUGGAUGACUAUCUGGCUGCAGGGCUCUGUAUUUGGAUAUGAGUAUCUAGUCUUAGACACGUGUGUCCCUGAGGUUCACUGUGACCCUUAAUCUUUGGCUAGAACUGCCCCCCCAAUUCAGCUCUACAACGAAUGUAGACUCUGCGUCCGUUACAUUGCCCCCAAGUUCUGUUCAGCAGCAAGGCUCAACAGUGAUGACAGGCAGGCAAGAUUCCUGCAGCUGAACCUGAAGUCCAAGGCUUGCAGGCCACGCAGGAGCCUACAGGGAAGCUAUCACAGGCUGGCCCUUGUACAUUGAGUUGCCUUCUCCCAGCUGACGCAUCCAGAGAGUUCUUUGCAAAAAUCCCCAGGAUGCAAGAAACCACAUGACAGCCUCCAAGUAAAAAUCAUGGCAAAUAGUCAUGUUACAAUCAGGAAACAGAAUCCUAGGGCAGGAGAAGGGGGAGAAGAACAUUCCCUUUCUAGGAUGGUUCUGUUAGUCACUCUGGGGAAUGGGUGGCUCCUGGAGCAGCAGACACUGGUUGGCUUCCUGUAUCUGUGGCUGCACUGGGGCAUGCUCACAUGUAAAUAAGGUGAACCACACUUGGGCUGGCAGGCAGCAGGAUUUCAUUCCCUCUCAGUGACAGGAAGUUCUGCUAUGCCAUCUUCCUGAAACCCAGCCUUCUGCCUGCAGGGGGCUCUCCAGUGGCACAGUGCCAAUGAAUGGGACAGUGCACCUCAUGGGACAACGGAGCAUCUGAUCACCAGACAUAGGAAGGGCCCCAUCAGAUUUCUUGAGCCAUUUUAUCACUUGGGAGAAAAUAGUCUUACUUUGUAUUUAUUUAAAGAGUGCUCAAGGCCAUACCUAAUAGCAAUAAAUAGGUCUAGCCAAGAUGGUACCAGCUAUGUCGAUAGCUGGGAGUGCUCUCUAUAAGCUGUUCAAGGUACUGAUAGGAAUGUUUUGUUCUUAAUAUUGGUUGGGAAUUGAAACUUUGUUUUUGUACAUUUUUUUUUCAAAUGAGGAGGAGGCCAUUUUUUUGAAAAAAAAUUGCCUAUUUAUUAUUGUCUUACUGAUCUCUUUGAUCAUAUACCUCUCCUCCUCAGCUCAUUCUAGUGUUUCUUCUCUCUGGCUUGUGCUCGCUCCCUCAUUUUUAUUUUGCUGCAUAGGUAGAGUGUGUAUGGCUAGCAUUGUAUUGUAUGUCAUUAAUUUUGCACAAAAGCGAACAUUUAGCAUAGUAGGUUAAUUUUGUUUGUUUUUAUGACCAUGCCAAAAUAAUAUUCUGGGCUGGUGGAGAACAAAGGACUGUUCUUUAGGACUGAAACUUGAUUUUGCUUGUAGUAGGAAAACAAACAAAAAAACAAAAACAAAAACACACACUCACAGAUGUUGUUUCGUAAGUGUUAUAAGCACUGGAUAUAAAUGGUAUUUUUUAUCACUUCUGACUAAUGUGAAGCUGUUGUACGAAAACUACAUGAACAAAAGUCCUCUGUUUCGACUCGUGUGGGCUUGCCUCACAGUUGCCGGAUUUGAGUCAUUUUUAUGUCUUGUUAUUUCAUUUAUUUAUGCAAAACACAUGUAUGUAUGAACACUUUGUUUUAGCUCCAGCUCUGCCUCAGUACCGGGGUUCAAUUACUUUUAGCCAUGUUCUCAAAAAAGAAAGAUGAUUCAGGAAUGAUCUGAUUGUAAAUGUCUCUUUCAUUGGAUUAAACAGUAAUGCUGUAUUUGGAUCUAAAUUUUGUGCAUAAUAAUUUUUGUGUAUUCUAUUUAUUAGCCAUGUUUGGCUCUAAAUAUCCAUAGAAAUUAAAAAUGACAAUCAUAGGGGUCACUUCGUUUUAUUUUUGGUGGGGCUUAAACAAAGUUUUUAUGACUUUACCAUCUCAUUUUAGAUUUUUCUAAUGGUGUAAAUAUAACAUAGAAAUAGAAUUUAUUUUUGGUUCUUGAAUACUUAGUGAGUUAUAAAUUAUGUAUUUCCUUUUUGUUCUCUGUUCAUAUAUGUUAGUCGGAACUAGAGCUGGCGAGUCAUCAGACAUCAGGGGAUAGUGAAUUACCAGCCGCAGCAGGGGAGCUGUUUGACCUGUACCUGGGACAACAAAACCCUUCCCUGGGGUUCUCCUGCAGUUUAGAACCCACUGUCCACAGAUUCUGACUUUCUCCUUUUCUGUAUAGAGAGCUGACAAGUUGGUGAGUUGAAGACAUUUCCAGCAUGGCUAGGAGAGAGUCCAUGUGCUUUGUGAAUCCACGUUAAUCUACAGUCGUUCUGUGACACUCUAAUAGCAAUAAGCGUGAAUGUCAUAAUAAAGGCAAGAAUCUGCCUCUGACUUCUGGGCCAUUAAUCAAAGCCCCACCCUGACAGGUAAAUUAAAAACAAAAAUAGUAGGCAGCCCUUUCCAGCGUCCCCUGUCUCAUUGUACCUUUGAAUCCAUUGUCAACAGUGCAUCCACUUUGUUCAAGCACUUAGAAGACCAGGGUUUUCUUUUUCACUUAGAAAAGGGACACUAGGAGACAAUCCUGUCCUUCAAAAGUGGGCCAUAUGGAAUAGAAAGGAAAGAAAGAAAAACAGAAAGGAAAGAAGAACUGGAGGAAGGAAGGAAGGAUGGAAAGGGAGAGAGAGAGAAGUGUUUGUCUGCAGCCACAAGCAGCUGGGCCGACAAUGUCUUCGUCCCCUUGGCUGACGCCCUGAGUAGUAUCUUUGCCAGGGAGGCUCGGCAGCUUUGUUCUUUGCGCAUGGUCCUAUGCAGCUCAGCAGUGUGGGAGCACACAUCAGUUUGCUUUGUUUGGUAUUUGAUACUCUCCGGCCUCGUCCUCAGGCCCGACUCCCAGGCCAAGUUCUAAAUUCAGGUGUGGGCUCACUGUGCAAUUGAGCUUGUCAAAUACCGGCCUCCCUGAACAUUAGCCCCUCGGGAGCCCGGGCUGUUUGAACAGGGUGUGAUCUGUUGAGCACCGAAGUUAAAGGCUGCUUUCUUUGGGAAGCCAGGCUGCUGCUUCCAAACACAGGCACAGGCUGAAAGCAGGGAUUGUUUGGGGGAAGCCCAUCUCCCCACAGGAUGAAGGCAGCCCGGGUCCCCGUUGCCACAGCUGCAGUGGCUUCUCUCAGUCUGCUCAUUUUGCAGAGUGGACUUCUACCAACUUCUUAGGGAAAGGCACAACAAUCACUUGGUAGUCUUACACAAUGUGAGAAGUCCUUCCUGUACCAAGUGCCAACAGCUGCAAAGAAAUGCAGCUAGAGGAAUGUAUUGAAAUUAUUCCUGGGUCUUCCUUUUCGUGAGAAAAUGACAACAUGUGGUUGCUAUAGUCUUGCCUGGUUUUGUACAUGUUUAUGUAAGAAUCAAGUUGGCACUUCAGCUCACUUCUCUAAUAAUAAUAAUAAUAAUAAUAAUAAUAAGUAUGACCUCAUCUGUCCUUUGACAAAAGCACUUGCAUCCUUUCCUUAGGUCAUGUUUUCUUCCUUAAUAAACAGCUUGUAUGUGUUAUUGCUGCCGGUCAUGUUCUGUGUCUGAUGCCAUAUCCUAUUGAGUGUGCUCCUGAGCGAAUAUCCUCGGAAAUCCCAAUAUGCAAAAUGCAUUUCCUGUUCAAUCCUCAUCCUGCCUUUUCCUUUGGAGAGAGAUUGCUAUCCCAAAGCUCCAGCACUAGGCAUUUGGAAUGCUGUUGCCUUUGGGGCAAAGGUACGGGAUGUGGUAGGUGAGGCUUAGCACAGACACCCUUCCCAUCAAGGUCUGUGGCAAUAGGAAAGCCUGAAGGCAUCUCCAUGACAUAUCUUGCUCAGUCGUUUCUUCGUGAAGAAUCAGAAGCAUCAAGCUAGGCCUAAGUGCUGGUGCUCUUGGAGUCGGGGGAUGUGCAAAUAUUGAACUGUUUUGUACGCCGCACGUUGCAGGUCUGCCCCUGUGCAUUCUCCGUUUGUCUUCCUUUGUCAUAUGUGUUUUUGCUUUAUUUUUUGGAAAGUGCAGUCUUAUUGUUCCCUUCUCCGCUUGCAGCAAAUUAGAAUGCUUAGCAUUUCUGUUCAUUCAUUAUUGUAUUUGUCAUGUAAAAUUUUUAUUACCUUAGACAAGCUUAUAAGCUGUUACUACAUAACUUAUCUUACUGUAACUCUUUUUAUUUCCUGACAUUGUAAUUUGUUUGUGAUGUAUAUUGUGAGAUUGUAUUCUAUGUUAAUUUAAUCAGCACAAUUCACUGACAUGCUGGACUGACAUGCUGGCUGCUGUUUCGAAGUGUAAAGUUUGAGGAGGGCUGUUGGGACAACUGCUGCUCUGUUGUCCAGGUACUCUGCUUUGGCUCCCAUAGCAACACUAUGGGUGUGAGCCUUGGGAAGCCAAGGGCAUUGAAUACACCCUCGAGCAAAUUUUAACUGCAGAUUUUCUUUGUAGAAAUUCUCUGUAUAACGCAGGUACCUACUUGGCCCAUGGCUGGUAACUAUUUGGGCAAUUAGAAAACAAACAAAAAACCAUAAUAACUAGUGUCUAUUGCUGCUUUGAAUAUGUUUGAAAGUCUGAAAAUGUAAAUAGUUUAUCAAAAAAAAAAAAACCUUGUACAGUCCAGUGUAAAGUUUUUAAAUGACCUUAAGCGUUGCCAUCACAUCUUUCUCACUCUCCUCUUGAUAAUGAAAAAAAAAAAAGUUUGCUAAGGAUUCAAGAAAUGGAAACAAAAAAUCCGCAAAUUUAAAGGAAUGAAUCAUUGUUCUUAGCUGUGUGACAUACACAAACUGCUUGGAUUUCGUUGUGCAGUAUUGACGUGAGCUAAAACUCAACAUUGGAUCAUCUCUCAGUGGUACUUCUCAGAGUCUUCCCCUCCUUUGCCUCAUAAGUAAGGGAAAAGACAAAAGUGAAAGACAAACCGUCUUGGCCUGGUACAUGUUGGCACCUUAGCUACUUUUUUUUUUCCUUUUUGCACAAGGUGCUUUCCUGAAAUGUUAAACAUGCUGUCCUUGGGUGAUAAUGUAUAUGCCACGAGGGGCAUCGGUCCCACAGGGGAGUGUCUAUAAGAACUGCCUAUUUAUGCUCAUUUACCUCAAGACUGUCCUCUCUACCCUAAUCUAGUUGUCAUCACUCCAUCUUUUGUACUGCUGUUGACACUUACAAAUUAAAGAUAAAUUUUGUUUUAUGA
Molecule: messenger RNA, 9331 nt
Organism: Ochotona princeps (American pika)
Lineage: Eukaryota; Metazoa; Chordata; Mammalia; Lagomorpha; Ochotonidae
Gene: SOX6
Product: SRY-box transcription factor 6
Exons: 21
Coding region: 571-3060 (829 amino acids)
Biological process (GO): regulation of transcription by RNA polymerase II; cell fate commitment; positive regulation of chondrocyte differentiation
Cellular component (GO): nucleus
Molecular function (GO): RNA polymerase II cis-regulatory region sequence-specific DNA binding; DNA-binding transcription factor activity, RNA polymerase II-specific
Source: RefSeq, a predicted model, not a curated record